AUGAUCAUACUAUCCUUUGUUGGUAAUAAAUUAAUCAAAAAGAGUGGAAGUGUUCAUAGAAAUUCUAAUAACAUAGUGGAACAGUUCAUUGUUUAAUUUUAACUUAAGAUGAGGAUCAAUUAUUAUCAGGAGGUUGUGAUCAUUCAAUUAAAGUUUGGAAAGUAGAUUUUAUUAAGAAUGAGCUGAAUUUCUAGUACUCUUUAAAUAACCAUGGCAAUAGUGUAAAGUCAUUUAGUUUUAAUGAAUCUGAGACUUUAUUAAUAUCAUGUGGAUUAGAUCAUUUUAUUAUAUGGGAGAAAGGACAAUAAGGAAAAUGGGAAUUUAAAUAUACAUAACCAGUUGCAAAUUAAGGACGUAAAAUUCAUGUAAUUAAUGAUUAAAAAUUUCUUUGGGUAACAAAAAAUGAGUAUAUUGAUGAUAUUUUAGUGUUAGAAUAUUAGAAUGGAGUCUUUAAAUAUAAUAUUGAUGCAAGUAUCAAAUUAAUUAUGAAUAACAAAUGUGAAGAUGAUGCAUAUUUCCCUAUUAUUUACAAUAAAGAAAAAAAUAUAUUAUUAGUAAGACAUAAACAUCAUAUCUAUCUAAUUAGAUAAUUAAAUAAUGAUAGAUUUAAAAUUAUGACAUCACUAAAUUGUUAAAAUGAUGUUAUUUUUGGAACUAUGACCAAUAAUGGAUAGUAUUUAGUAUUUUGGGAUUAGAAGAAUUUGAAUUAUUAAUCAUAUGAGAUAGUAAUGAUAUGA
Molecule: messenger RNA, 737 nt
Organism: Paramecium primaurelia
Lineage: Eukaryota; Ciliophora; Oligohymenophorea; Peniculida; Parameciidae
Source: the annotation of a GenBank genome assembly